CGAGCAGACUUUCAAAACGUGUCAGAUCAGCUAAAAAUAAUAAGUUGUGACUUAAUUUUAGAGAGCAAAUGCUAUUUAGUAACAGUGGAGCUAAUUGGCCACCAUUUAUCAUUUAGUGCAAAGUCAGAUAACAUUUAAAGGUUAUAUUCAUACUUCACAUUCAGCCUUACUUUGGAGUCUCAAUAGUCAAAUGAUACUUUUUCUAAAACUCAUUUUUGGCAUUUUACUGGUCAAGAAAAAAACAUGAUACAAGAAAGCCAACAAGGUAGCACUAUUUACAGGUUCAGUAAAAUGAUCCAAAUAUAGUGAUUAAUUUCACAUGGGACCCCUGAAUUGAAAGUGAGUAGUCAUUCAGUAGCCCAUCCAAAAAGGGGUCCAAAAGACUCACGUCCCACCAAAACUAGCCACACGACACAAGAAACAACAACACAAUCAUAAAACCUUCCAAAUAAAAAAAAAAAUAGUAAAUAAAUAAAAGAUUGAAUGAAAAGACCAAGUAGAAUGGUUUAAAAGAAAAGGAGAAAAAGAUCGUGUAGAUUCUAGGGAUGGAGAGUCACCCACCCCAAUUAGACAAAUCGCACAUGAUUACAAUAACCCAUUCAUUCACAACCAGCUGCCGUCGCCUUCACGAGUCCUUCAUUUUAGCCUUGCCUUUCACUUUGACUUUCUCACUCUUUCAAAUCACAUAAAUUUCUCUACUAGUAACCACUCUUUGUAUGUAUGUGUCUAUAUAUAAAGAGAGAGAGAGUAGAUUUGUUGACCAAACCACGCAAAUGCAGGGAAUGGGAUCAUAAAGACCCGCAAUUUAAUCGCUCAAGGCUCAAACAAAGACUUCAAUCUCACGUAAGCCUUUUUUUUCCUUUCUUGGUUAUAUAAAAAAGAAAAACUCUCAAGUAAACUAGACGAAGGUUCGUCACUUAAACUUAAGGUCAUAUUUCAUUACUACUAAAUAAGAAAGAAGAGAGAAAAAAGAUUAGGCUCAAAUGGUAAGCCCCGUUGGUGAGGGUGACUCGCUCCCGACUCAAUCCCACGACCCUCUGAGUCGACUCGUCCAAAGCAUUUUCUCUUACAACAGCAAUGUCAUGCUGGCAGCUCUAGUCUCCUUGCUCUUAGUAAUCGUUUUCGUCUUGCUUCUCCAUGUAUACGCCAAAUGGUUCUUGGCCCAGGCCCACCACCAUCACCGGCGGCGGAACAGGCCCAUCACCACCGUCUCACGCGUUCUCGGCCCAUCUCGUUUUCACAGCUUUCCUCCUUUCAAUUUUGAUCUCUCUUCCACAACAUUCCAACAUUCCAAAGGUCUCGACCCUUCUAUAAUUUCCUCCAUACCCUUGUUCGUCCACAAGGUCAAUCCCAACUCCACCGCCGCCGUUGAUCUCGAUGGUCUUGAGCUCGAGUGCGUCAUCUGUCUGAGCGGCUUCGAAGACGGAGAAGUCGGCCGUAAAUUACCUAAAUGCAGCCAUGAAUUCCACUUAGAAUGCAUCGACAUGUGGUUAGGAUCUCACUCGAAUUGCCCAAUUUGCAGAGCUCCGGUAGUCUGCGAAGAAAAGGCCGCUGCCGCUGCGGCAACUGUCAAUUCCAGCAACGGCCAAGCUAAUUCAACGGAAGCUUCGCCGAAUCCAGCAACGGCAGAUUCAGUCGUGGUUGAUGUAUUGGUUACUCCGGUUGAUUCUGAAAUGCCCGAUUGUUCUUCGCCAUCUUCGUCUUCUCCAUCUUCAUUUGGAUGCUCUCUAAAGAGAAUGCUGAGCAGGAAUAGGUCGGAGAACAAGGUUUUUCCGGCAUCCACAGUGAAUGAGAGUAAUCAAGUAUAACUAGCUAUGAAAAAAAUUGCUCUGUUUCAAUGUAAUGUUCAUAUGUAGCUUCUUCUUUUUCUAUUUUUUUAGUAAACCAUUUAAUUUAUGUACAAAAUAGUUUUUCUUUUCUUUCUUGUGGGUUUCUCGUGAUUGAGUAACAUUUUCAAUAUUACUUAUCUAAAA
Messenger RNA from Cannabis sativa, 1973 nucleotides. RefSeq names its product RING-H2 finger protein ATL63. The record is from RefSeq and is a predicted model, not a curated record. The transcript has a single exon. The coding region runs from base 984 to 1808 and encodes 274 amino acids. Lineage: Eukaryota; Viridiplantae; Streptophyta; Magnoliopsida; Rosales; Cannabaceae.